AUUAUAACUAACAGGCAAAAAGAAGAAGAAGAAAAAAGUAAAUAGUAAAGGGGCCUAGUUGUUUUGCGUUGACAAGUUGAGGUUAUAAGAUAACGUAGUAUUUGUUGAUGAGGUAGCUUUUGUGUUCUUGUUGAAUUAAAAUUAAGGCUUGCUGUGUUUCAAAAAUGGUGUUCUUUACUCUCUGUGUCAAAUGUAACUUGGAAGAAAUCAAAAUACUUCAGCCAUCAAGUGAUUUUACAUGGACCAUAAAGGUAAAGUGUUCUGGGUGUGGGGAAGAGUCGCCCAACUGGCACACUGUUGAUGCUCAGUCAUCAUAUGAAGGCAAAGGAGGAAAAGGAAAGUUUCAUUUUAUUUACAAAUGCAAAUUUUGUAGUAGAGAAAAUAGUCUGGAUAUAGUUGGUUCGUCUAUCAAGAAAAUUAAUUCCGAUGAAUGCAUGGACUUCAAACCGUUAGUAACUUUUGAUUGCAGAGGACUGGCGCCAGUUGACUUUACACCUGGGAAAGGUUGGAUAGCAGAGGCUGCAGAAAGUGGAAGACAAUUCAAAGAUAUUGAUCUCUCAGAAAAGGAAUGGGUGGAUUAUGAUGAAAGAAGUCAGCAAUCUGUUGGCAUUUAUGAAUUUGAAUCUAAAAUUGUUCAUAGUAAAUAGAUACAAUGUUCCUAAAACACUAUAUAAAUAGUAUAUGUGUUCUAAAUCCUUUACCUUACCAAAUUCUAGAUUAAAAUAUUAUUGCUGUUUA
Homalodisca vitripennis (glassy-winged sharpshooter) is the source of this 738-nucleotide messenger RNA. Its product is annotated as CXXC motif containing zinc binding protein. Gene Ontology annotation, molecular function: zinc ion binding. The record is from RefSeq and is a predicted model, not a curated record. The transcript has 6 exons. Bases 165 to 647 code for a protein of 160 amino acids. NCBI's taxonomy places the organism in Eukaryota, Metazoa, Arthropoda, Insecta, Hemiptera, Cicadellidae.